CCAAAGCCGGAGAAGAAGCCCGCCGAUAAGAAGCCCGUGACGGAGAAGCCAAAGGAAGAGCCCAAGUCGGAGAAGAAGGCAGAGAAGGCCCCGGCCUGCAAGAAGCUGGCCCAGGAGGCCUCCCACCUAGCCCGCUACAACAAGAAGCCCAUCAUCACCUCCCGCGAGAUCCAGACCUCCGUCCACCUCGUCCUCCCCGGUGAGCUCGCCAAGCACGCCGUCUCCGAGGGCACCAAGACCAUCACUAAGUUCACUAGCUCUUAGACCGCACUAGGCUAAGGCUUCGCUGAUGAUCGAUUCGGGGAUCUAGGGUCUCGUUUUUAGUAAUAAUUUUUCUUGUUUUGUCGUUGUUUAGUUGUUAUCUCUAGUGUUAUUAGUUCCUUUUAUGCCAUGAAUGAAAAAGCACACUUUUUUUAAUAUUCAUCUCGUGUUAUGGA
Asparagus officinalis (garden asparagus) is the source of this 437-nucleotide messenger RNA. Its product is annotated as histone H2B.11-like. The annotation marks the transcript as partial. The record is from RefSeq and is a predicted model, not a curated record. Gene Ontology annotation, cellular component: nucleosome. Gene Ontology annotation, molecular function: structural constituent of chromatin; protein heterodimerization activity; DNA binding. The transcript has a single exon. Lineage: Eukaryota; Viridiplantae; Streptophyta; Magnoliopsida; Asparagales; Asparagaceae. Gene Ontology annotation, biological process: nucleosome assembly.